Molecule: messenger RNA, 2544 nt
Organism: Oncorhynchus gorbuscha (pink salmon)
Lineage: Eukaryota; Metazoa; Chordata; Actinopteri; Salmoniformes; Salmonidae
Product: charged multivesicular body protein 6-like
Exons: 8
Coding region: 173-802 (209 amino acids)
Biological process (GO): late endosome to vacuole transport via multivesicular body sorting pathway; vesicle budding from membrane
Cellular component (GO): ESCRT III complex; multivesicular body
Source: RefSeq, a predicted model, not a curated record
ACCAAUCCCGGAUGCCGUACUAAACCCGGACAGGAUGUGGCUUUGAAUUAUGUUACCUGAAUGUGUUAGUUAAGAACAACGACUUGUAAGCAUAAUGACAAAAACAUGUUCCGCCAAGAAAAAAUAGCUUUUGUAUCGAAGUAGAGGAUCGUGGCGGGGAUGUGGCUACGUUAUGGGAAACGUUUUCGGGAGAAAGAGUCGCCCUUCUCGAGUUACAGAACAAGACCGAGCGAUUCUGCAACUGAAACAGCAGAGAGAUAAACUGAAGCACUACCAGAAGAGAGUCACCCUACAGCUGGAGAAGGAGAGGAGUCUGGCCAAGCAGCUGCUGAAGGAUGGAAAGAAAGAGAAGGCACUGGUUCUUCUCAAGAAGAAGCGUUAUCAAGAUCAACUGCUAGACAAGACUGAGAACCAGAUAUCAAACCUGGAACGCAUGGUUCAAGACAUUGAGUUUGUCCAGAUCGAGAUGAAAGUCAUUGAGGGGCUUAAGGUUGGAAAUGACUGCCUGAAGAGUAUGCAUGAGGCCAUGUCACUAGAGGACGUGGAGAGGAUCAUGGAUGAGACCCAGGAUGCUAUAGAGUACCAGAGGCAAAUAGAUGAGCUGCUGUCAGGCUCCCUGACUCAGGAGGAUGAGGAUGCUGUGCUAUCUGAGCUGGAGACUAUCACUCAGGGAGAAGAUGUAGAACUUCCAGAGGUCCCCACUGAGCCACUACCAGAGGUCCCAGAACCAGCUGAGACAGAGCCAGGUAACGAGAGAAGACCAGCAAGGAACAAGGAGAACAGAGAGAUGCUGGCAGCGUAGAGACAAGACUCAACAAUAACAACAGUAGCUGGAGCUAGUCCAACUGACUCAAUAACAGUGGCUGUGGAUGGAGUUAGUCCAACUGACUCAAUAACAGUGGCUGUGGAUGGAGUUAGUCCAACUGACCCAACAACAGUGGCUGUGGAUGGAGUUAAUCCAACUGACUCAAUAACAGUAGCAGCUGUGGAUGGAGUUAGUCCAACUGACUCAAUAACAGUAGCAGCUGUGGAUGGAGUUAGUCCAACUGACUCAACAACAACAACAGUAGCUGUGGAUGGAGCUAGUCCAACUGACUCAAUAACAGUAGCAGCUGUGGAUGGAGUUAGUCCAACUGACUCAAUAACAGUAGCAGCUGUGGAUGGAGUUAGUCCAACUGACUCAACAACAACAACAGUAGCUGUGGAUGGAGUUAGUCCAACUGACUCAACAACAACAACAGUAGCUGUGGAUGGAGUUAGUCCAACUGACUCAACAACAACAACAGUAGCUGUGGAUGGAGUUAGUCCAACUGACUCAACAACAACAACAGUAGCUGUGGAUGGAGUUAGUCCAACCGACUCAACAACAACAACAGUAGCUGUGGAUGGAGUUAGUCCAACUGACUCAAUAACAGUGGCUGUGGAUGAAGUUAGUCCAACCGACUCAACAACAGUAGCUGUGGCUGGAGUUAGUCCAACUGACUCAACAACAACAAUAUCAACAGUAGCUGCGGAUGGAGUUAGUCCAACUGACUCAACAACAACAACAGUAGCUGUGGAUGGAGCUAGUCCAACUGACUCAACAACAACAAUAUCAACAGUAGCUGUGGAUGUAGCUAGUCCAACUGACUCAAUAACAACAACAGUAGCUGUGGAUGGAGCUAGUCCAACUGACUCAACAUCAACAGUAGCUGUGAAUGGAGGUAGUCCAACUGACUCAACAACAACAAUAUCAACAGUAGCUGUGGAUGGAGCUAGUCCAACUGACUCAAUAAUCACAAUUGUAGCUGUGGAUGGAGUUAGUCCAACUGACUCAACAACAACAGUAGCUAUGGAUGGAGCUAGUUCAACUGACUCGAUAACAACAACAGUAGCAACAGUAGAUAUGGAUGGAGCUAGUCCAACUGACUCAAUAACAACAACAGUAGCUGUGGAUGGAGCUAGUCCAACUGACUCAACAUCAACAGUAGCUGUGAAUGGAGUUAGUCCAACUGACUCAACAACAACAAUAUCAACAGUAGCUGUGGAUGGAGCUAGUCCAACUGACUCAAUAAUCACAAUUGUAGCUGUGGAUGGAGUUAGUCCAACUGACUCAACAACAACAGUAGCUAUGGAUGGAGCUAGUUCAACUGACUCGAUAACAACAACAGUAGCAACAGUAGAUAUGGAUGGAGCUAGUCCAACUGACUCAAUAACAACAACAGUAGCAACAGUAGCUAUGGAUGGAGCUAGUCCAACUGACUCAAUAACAACAACAAUAUCAACAGUAGCUGUGGAUGGAGCUAGUCCAACUGACUCAAUAACAGUAGCAGCUGUGGAUGGAGCUAGUCCAACUGACUCAAUAACAGUAGCAGCUGUGGAUGGAGUUAGUCCAACUGACUCAAUAACAGUAGCUGUGGAUGGAGUUAAUCCAACUGACUCAACAACAACAAUAUCAACAGUAGCUGUGGAUGGAGCUAGUCCAACUGACUCAACAACAAUAUCAACAGUAGCUGUGGAUGGAGCUAGUCCAACUGACUCAAUAACAGUAGCUGUGGAUGUAGC